Linum tenue is the source of this 383-nucleotide messenger RNA. Lineage: Eukaryota; Viridiplantae; Streptophyta; Magnoliopsida; Malpighiales; Linaceae. The record is from the annotation of a GenBank genome assembly.
CAAAUUGAAAUAUCAUAGCGAAGCAAAAGAAUUCAUAUAUUUGUCAAGUUGCAAGCCGUAUCCAAGUACAAUGGAGAAGACUAACUUCAAGUUGUUAUUCUUCGUCGGGCUGUUGAUUUUUGUUGUCUUCUUUGGGAACGUGAAUCACAUUGGAGCAGAAGCUAGCUACGUAAGCAAACGGUGUCGAGGUCCAGAUGAUUGUGCUUCGUGGGGGCCCGAAUGCCACUGUGACAUGGGGCUUCAUGCGUGUGUAUGCAAUGUACCACCUAGUGGAAAAUCUCAUCUAAAUUUCAAUGGGAUGGAAGAAGGAUAUUAAACAAAACAUGGGUAUAUCAUAUCAUAAGAAUAAAGUAAUUGAGAUUGAAGAAUAAAUGUUAAUGUGC